GCGGUGGGGGACGGAGAGUUUACGGUGGACUCAGACCGCGCUAGAGUGGGCGUAGCCAUGACGUGGCUGUUGCACAACAAGAUGCGGGCCCGCUUGGAGAGAGGAAAUUUCCAAGAUUACCGGCUCCUUCUGAAUCUGCGGCACCUGUACCUGAAGCGCUUGCCAUGUUCGGAGCAGGAAAGUCUCGUGCCGGGUUUUGAUGCCGAGACAGCCGGGGACUUGCCAGAGCGAUUUGCUCGCUUUUUGCAUGACAACGGUUUCGAUAGUCCGGUGCGCCCGGAUGCGGCAGGCUGGACUCCCAUCUGCUAUGCCGCCCUCAACGGGGACCCUGCCCUCAUUUCCGAAUUGUUGAAGCACAAAGCUAGCCCGCAUGAUCGGAUCCAGACAUCGAAGCCGGUGUUCAGCCUUGCGAAACACAUGACACCCUUGCAUCUUUGUGCACUCUUCUGCAACAACGACGCCAUGAAGAUCUUGAUCUCCGGACGCGGGGACGUCCUUGCACGAGACCGCCGUGUUGCAACUCCUCUGCAUUGGGCGAAUGUGUCCAACAACGUGGAAGGGAUCAAGACCCUACUGGCUGCCACUGCCGACCCAACCCUGCUUGACAGGGUCGGCUGCGCGUUUGCUUCCAGGGAGGCUGUGAUGUCAGCUUUGCACUUGGGGGCCGGUUUGACAGGAAGCAACGCGCAGUUCAUUGCUACUUUGGUGCGGGCGGGUGCGGAUGUGAACGAGGUGGCGCCCCUGUCGGAUGCGUUGGAGUUCAAGAUGCUCAUGGCAGCCCUGAGAUUGAAGCACCAGCUCCGCCCUACGACCCUCACGCGCUUGGCUCACCAUGGCUCUGGAGCGACUCCUCUCAUGAUCAGCAUCCUCGCCGGAGCCUUCGAGGCUGUCUCUCCCCAGAACCCAGCCCUGUUGGGCCGUCAG
Messenger RNA from Symbiodinium necroappetens, 924 nucleotides. The record is from the annotation of a GenBank genome assembly. NCBI's taxonomy places the organism in Eukaryota, Dinophyceae, Suessiales, Symbiodiniaceae.